AUGCCUGCAAAAUCCAGCCACAAGCAGAAGAGAAAAGUUUGGUCCGUCAAAGAGAAGAGAGAAGUACUGGCUUACGCUAAAUUACAUGGCAAUACUGCAGCAAUCAACAAGUAUGAAUGCACCGAGUCAUCUUUUUAUGAAGCCCAACGUGAAGUUUACAGCACAAGAGAAAGCCACUCCGCUCUAUUUGAACACUGCUCUAAUCGAGGAACUACUGUAUGCCACGGAAGAGGUAAUUGCACCUCUCCAGACAGGUGUGAAUGUAUGGAUCAUUAUGCAGGUCCCGAUUGUCAGUAUCCAAAAUGUUUUGGACUUUCGAGCAAUGAUUCAAAUGUUUGUUCCCAACAUGGUGCCUGUGUCGAUGUGAAUACAUGUCAUUGUCAUGAAAAUUAUGGUGGUUCCAAUUGUUCCAUUCCCAAAUGUUUUGGUAUUUUAUCCACGAACAGCACUCACGUGUGUCAUGGAAGAGGAAUUUGCCAAAGCGUCAAUUUAUGCCAAUGUACCAAUUCGAGCGAAUAUGGAGGAAAUUCAUGUGAAUGGACAAGAUGUUUUGAAAUUUUGGAAAACAAUGCACAAGUAUGUUCUGGUCAUGGUACUUGUGUGGCACCCAAUUCCUGUCAAUGCCAACAAGGAUAUUCCGGAACUCAAUGUCAGACUCUAAAUAAUUAUGCUUGUUUUUCCAAAUUGACCACAGAUCCUAUGGUGUGUUCUGGUCAUGGUACUUGCAUCGCUCCAAAUCAAUGUCAAUGUGAGAAUAAUUAUUUUGGAGAGACUUGUUCUGUGACUGCAUGUCAUGGAAUAAUGUCCAACGAAUCUACCGUUUGCAAUUCGGCGGGAAUUUGUACUUCUCCCAAUGUGUGUCAAUGUCAAGCCGGUUACACAGGUUCAACUUGUGAACAUGUCAUGUGUUUUGGAAUGGAAUCGAAUCGUACCAGUUUUGUCUGUUCUGGACAUGGAGAUUGUGUUUCACCAAACCAUUGUCAAUGUCAUUCUCAGUGGACAGGAGUGAAUUGUGGUGUUCCAUUGUGCAAUGGAAUGUCCCCUUCCAAUCCAAAUGUUUGUUCAGGCCGUGGAAGUUGUACUUCUCCCAAUGUGUGUCAAUGCCAAGCCGGUUACACAGGUUCAACUUGUGAGAUUGUGUAUUGUCAUGACAAGUUAUCCAACGAUCCCAAUGUUUGUUCAAGUCAUGGUACUUGUGUUUCACCAAAUUCAUGUCAAUGCAUGUAUGGUUAUUCUGGAUCGAAUUGUCAAGUACCAGUAUGUUUUGGAAAGAAUGCCAAUGAGGUUCGCAAUGUAUGUUCUGAUUGCUCCGUGUUGGCCUCAUUGGUCCUGAACACAUUCCAACCCUCUUAUAUUCAUGUUAACCAAUAUCAUGGCGAUGUGUAUCGGUCACAUACCGAUCAACAUUCAAUCACGAAACAAGUUUCAACAACCAUUCAAGUCAUUGCUGGUAAUGGAGUUGCUGGAUUUAGUGGAGAUGGAGCGCUGGCAAGAACCGCUCAACUCAAUCAUCCCAAAGGAAUAUUCGUUACAUUUAGUGGUGAAAUUUAUAUUGCAGAUUGUUAUAAUCAUCGAAUUCGAAAAAUUGAUAGCCAAGGAAUCAUUUCUACAGUGGUUGGACGUGGUAAUACUCCAGGAAUGAGUGGGGAUUUUGGUUCAGCCUUAAAUGCUCAAUUGAGUUUUCCAGAAAAUGUAUACUUGUCUAAUUCUCUUGAAUUGUACAUUGUCGAUACGGGAAAUCAUAGAAUUCGCAAAGUCAAUCGAAAUGGAAUCAUUCAAACCAUUGCUGGAAAUUCUUCGAGUGGAUUCAAUGGUGAUUCAUUAUUAGCCAUUGAUGCCCAAUUGAAUACUCCAAAGAGUGUGGCUGUUGACAGCCUUGGACAAGUAUUCAUUGCAGAUUGUAAUAAUCAUCGAAUUAGAAAAAUCAAUGUGGCAGGAAUGAUUUCAACAGUGGUUGGAGAUGGCAUUGGAGGAGAAUAUUUAAUGUAUCCAACCAGUGUGUUUGUAACCAAUCAAAACGAAUUAUUAGUUACCGAUUCUGGCCAUAAUCGAACUGUAUUUAUUAAUUCCAACGGUACCUUAUCAACAAUUGCAAGCUCGACCAAUUCGACACCUUUGAGUGUUUUCGCUUCCAACAAUGGGGAAAUUUUCAUUGCAGAAUCGACCAGCACUUGGGUUCAAAAAAUUUACUCUCAAGAAUUGACCAUUUCCAAAGGAAUUAUUUCAACCAUUGCAGGUACUGAUGAGAAGGGAUAUUCUGGUGAUGGAGAUUUGGCCACUCGCUCGUCUUUAUGGAUGCCAAUGAGUGUGUUUGUGAAUCAUCUCGGAGAGAAUUUCAACACUCGCAGGACUGAAGGGUCAUUGGGGAUUUCGUGGAGAUGGAUCUAUGGCUUCUUCAUUCGCACAAUUCAAUUUGCCCAUGAGAAUUUUUGUGGUUCACUCCACAAACAUGAACCAACAAAUGCAAGGACACAUUUUCAUGGUGGACUCGAUGAAUCAUCGAAUUCGAGCCAUCCAUUCAGACGGAAUCAUUUCAAUGGUCAAAUUGGAUACAAUGGUGAAGAUAUUUUAGCAAUCCAUGCACAUUUACAAUAUCCUCACAGUGUACAUGUUUCACAAUUUGGAGAAAUUUACAUUGCAGAUACAUAUAAUUUUAGGAUUAGAAAAGUAAAUACAGAAGGAAUCAUUUCAACCAUUGCUGGUGUGGGUGAAAUGGGAUUUAGUGGAGAUGGUGGUCAAGCCAUUCAUGCAAAAAUUAGUAAUUGUGAAAGCCUUUUUGUCACCAAUGAGGGAGAAGUAUUUUUUACGGAUACCUUUAACAACCGUAUUCGAAAAAUAGAUGUGAAUGGAAUUAUUUCAACCAUUGCUGGAGUGGGUGAAAGUGGUUUCAGUGGUGAUGGUGGUCAAGCCAUAGAUGCCAAAUUUCAAUAUCCUCACAGUGUGUUUGUUUCCAACAUGGGAGAAGUGUUUGUGGCCGAUUCGUGUAAUCAUAGAAUUAGAAAAUUUCAAUUGUAA
Naegleria lovaniensis is the source of this 3015-nucleotide messenger RNA. RefSeq lists its product as uncharacterized. The record is from RefSeq and is a predicted model, not a curated record. Gene Ontology annotation, molecular function: protein binding. Gene Ontology annotation, biological process: motor neuron axon guidance. Bases 1 to 3015 code for a protein of 1004 amino acids. The transcript is spliced from 4 exons. Lineage: Eukaryota; Heterolobosea; Eutetramitea; Acrasida; Naegleriidae. Gene Ontology annotation, cellular component: membrane.